Messenger RNA from Liolophura sinensis, 531 nucleotides. RefSeq names its product neuroglobin-like. Lineage: Eukaryota; Metazoa; Mollusca; Polyplacophora; Chitonida; Chitonidae. Gene Ontology annotation, molecular function: oxygen binding; heme binding. The record is from RefSeq and is a predicted model, not a curated record. The coding region runs from base 1 to 531 and encodes 176 amino acids. The transcript has a single exon.
AUGCGUGGUCCCGGGAACGCCAAAAACCAUCAUUCAAAUCUGCAGAUCAGUGAUGAGCAGAAGCAUGUGGUGAAGAAAACGUGGAAACUCUUAUCAAACGACAUGGCAGGGCACGGCUCGGAGGUCUUUCUGCGGAUUUUUCAGCUGUACCCACAUGUCAAACAGCUAUUCCCGUGUCGUGAUGCCGAGGGUGAAGAGUUGCUGCACCAUCCGACAUUUAAAGGGCACGCUUCCCGUUUCAUGCAGGCCGUCGGAGCUGCAGUGGAUAACAUUGACGAUCUGGACGAAGCCUUGCGGCCUUUGCUUAUUGGGCUCGGUAGACAGCAUAUUCAUUUUAAAGGAUUCCGUCCGGACUAUUUCAAUGCUUUCACCGAAUCGAUGAUGUAUGUAUGGCAACAGGAACUAAAAGAAAAAUUCACAGACUUCGCGAAAGAAGCGUGGAAGACGGUGUUUGACUUCAUAAUGGGCACUCUGAAGGAAGGCUUUUUCUUGGCCCUCGACGAGGCUGGCAUGACUGUUGAUGAUGUAUGA